Messenger RNA from Naegleria lovaniensis, 543 nucleotides. RefSeq lists its product as uncharacterized. NCBI's taxonomy places the organism in Eukaryota, Heterolobosea, Eutetramitea, Acrasida, Naegleriidae. Bases 1 to 543 code for a protein of 180 amino acids. The record is from RefSeq and is a predicted model, not a curated record. The transcript has a single exon.
AUGUCCGCUUCUUCCUCGAGUAGUAGUUUACUCACGAAUGGUGCUGCUGAUAGUGGCAUGGAUCUCUAUUCAUCAUCAUUCAAGCCUAAUCAACAAGGCUUUUUCAUGAUGCAAGCCAACAAUGCUUCACGAGGCAUUCAGAAACAAAAGAAAAUGCAAUCCAUUGCUCGUGGUGCUCAAACUUCAAGUCUUGUUUCCUCCACAACAAGAUCCAUCAAGAGAUUCAUCUCCAACAUCAAUACUCAUAAAUUGAUUCAAAAGAAUGACACUGUGUUGGUCAAUGUUGAUGAUGAUAUUGCAAUUUUACAAAGCUUGGACCCUCAACUCCAUGGUAAGAUGGGUGUUAUUGUCGAUGUCAGAGGAGAUGAAAUUGAAUUGGAAUUACUCCCAGAGCAAUCCAAUGAAAGUGAAGACGAUUCUAGCUUUGACAUGUUUUCUGCAUUGUAUUGCGGCAGCUCUUCACAACCAAAGAGAGUCACCGUCCCAAGCUUUUGUGUUUGUUUGGAAGAUCGAGUAUUGAGAAAGAGAUUGUCCAAUGCUUGA